Molecule: messenger RNA, 1011 nt
Organism: Postia placenta MAD-698-R-SB12
Lineage: Eukaryota; Fungi; Basidiomycota; Agaricomycetes; Polyporales; Adustoporiaceae
Exons: 2
Coding region: 1-1011 (336 amino acids)
Source: RefSeq, a predicted model, not a curated record
AUGCCCUCACUCGUGCCCGUGCCGCCUGUGCCCGCAACGCCUGAGCCGCACUCCCAUCCGCUUGCAGAGCCGUCGACAUUGUGCUCCACACAUAUUCCCUCGCCGCACGAUGACGGGAAAAGCUGCCACAACGAGACGACGACACCACCCAUGUCUAUCCCGGGUACAACUAGUAUACGAUCUGCCUCCCCGGUGGACGUACAUGCGACAGAUCCAACAAGAGGCUGUAGUGACAACAAUGGCAACCCGUCAGAUGCGAACAAGGCGAUUGGCACAGACGGAUCUCGGACUGAGUACUCGCCGCCUGCGAGCCCACGAAUCACUCGAUCACAUGGGCGGGCACAGGAGACUCCGAAUACCAAGAGAUCAACACCUCCGCGGUCACCUAGACGGAAACCUCAGCGAUAUCUACGCUCGAGGGGUAAAGUCACGUACGCAGAUGAUGACAACGUCGACGGAGAUGCCUCCGUUCACAGGCCUCGCCCCUCGUCUCGAAAGCGCAAGGCCCAGGCCCAGCACGCACGCGGGAGGCUCUCUGACAGUCCCAACGGUGUGUGCGCGGACGACGGGCCAAAGAGAAGCAGGCGAGGACGGAAGAAGCCCCGGGCGGUCAAGAAGUACUGCUGUUCGCAGCCUAUGUGCGAGAAGAGCUUCAGUCGGUCGUUUGACCUGAGACGUCACAUGGACAUCUGCGCUGGCCCAGGUGAGAAGAAAGCGCCUGCGCAGCACUUCUGCGACAGUUGCGGGAGAGGAUUCAAUCGCAAGGAUGCGUUGAGGCGGCAUUGCAUGGAGAUGCCGGCGGCGUGUACGAAGUAUUUGCGGGGGCUGGAGAAGCGAGCAGCGCUUCAGAGUGGCAAGGAUGACUCGACGAACAGUGUUUCGAGCGGGAGUCCAAGCGGCGAGGAUCUACAGCAGGAGGAGUGGUGUAGCCUGGGAGAGAACGACCAGGAGGACAGGGAAGCCGACUCGGAGGACGAGGGUCUGGACAGGUCAGAAGAUGGGGUCGAUUAA